AUGGUAUUAGAAUAUGCUGAUCAAGGAAAUUUAAGAGAAUAUUUAAAAAUUCACAUUAAUAAUCUUAAAUGGAGUGAUAAAAUUCGGAUGGCCUCGGAUAUUGUAUGUGGAUUAAAAUGUUUACAUUUUAAGCACAUAAUUCAUAGAGAUUUGCAUGCAAAAAAUAUAUUAGUUAAUAAUCAUAAACUAAUGAUUGCAGACUUUGGAUCAUCUAAGCAAUUAUCAGAAGCUACUUCUGUUUCAGCAAAUUCAGAAAAUGAUAUUAUAGGAAUGAUUGAAUAUAUGGAACCACAAUGUUUCAAGAAUAUCGAGUACAAAAAAACUAAAAAGUCUGAUAUCUAUAGUUUAGGCGUUUUAUUAUGGGAAAUUUCAAGCGGGCGGCCUCCUUUUCUUGGCUAUCAACGAAAUAUAUUAGCUUUUCAUAUUGGUUUUAAUAAUCUUAGAGAAAAACCGAUUGAUGAUGGUACACCCCAAGAUUAUCAAAAACUUUAUCAAAAAUGUUGGGACGAUGAGCCUAAUUCAAGACCCGAUAUUGAAAGAGUAUAUGAAAUUUUAUGUCAAUUAAAGACUGAGAAUUCU
This is a messenger RNA of Rhizophagus irregularis DAOM 181602=DAOM 197198, 579 nucleotides long. RefSeq lists its product as uncharacterized. NCBI's taxonomy places the organism in Eukaryota, Fungi, Glomeromycota, Glomeromycetes, Glomerales, Glomeraceae. Gene Ontology annotation, molecular function: ATP binding; protein kinase activity. Gene Ontology annotation, biological process: protein phosphorylation; signal transduction. The record is from RefSeq and is a predicted model, not a curated record. Gene Ontology annotation, cellular component: cytoplasm.